AGUUAGUCACUCGGUAGACGUCUCCCGAGCGGGAAGGGUUGGUUGGUAUCUCGGGCGGUGGUUGUGUGUGACCUCUGGAACUUCAGUUGAUCGCAUUCGCUCUCCCACCCUUUCUCUCUUUCUCUCUCCCCGUCCCUUUCGAUAGAGCAAAUGAUGGCUUCCCGAUCCAUGGAUAUUUAUUGCCAUUCGUGAGUCUAUUUCCACAUCCUCCGGGUACGUGACCAAUUUCCAGUACCGAGUUAAUUCUGAAGCACUAUAACAGUGAGAUCGACUGCCGUUUGCAGGGUGUUGGCAACAAGCAUGAAUGGGGUAAUUGCUGUGAAAGAUUUACCUACUUGAGACGCGAGGGGAGCGCAUUAUCCCUUCCUCCCAGGAAAAGGGAGUCGCUUAUAUACCGUUACAGAAGAAUAAUUACCUUCACGGUGCAGGCGAUGAAGAAGCUAUCGCCGGAAUCCCUUGAAAUCAGCGGCAAGGUCGGAUGGUUAUAGUAUUCGGUCGGUUAACGACCUGUCAGAGCGGAAUCCUAAUCAUCUUAAUUAAGGCAAGUCCUACGUUGCUGAAGGACUGGAGGGGAAGGCAACCAUCCAGCCAGCCACGGUGACGUCGAAGCUUGAGGCCAGUCUCGGCCCGAGGAGGAAGGCUGGGCCGCCAUUAAGAAACCACCCGCGGGACAGACACGCAGGACGCCUACGGGUAUGAUUGCCGGGCUUCGUAAUAUCCUUGGCAGGUUGUUCAGGCAGCCGGCGACUGUACUUGGUCAUCGUGUUGCCCUGAAGUCAACGCGGAAGGAAUGACGCUGCACCUUCGUGAAACCUUGAGAUAACGUACUUUCCCUGACAAAUCAUUUUCUGCAGGAGGCACGCAUCGACAGAUAGGCAAAGAGGGAAGGUAAACACACUGAAAAACAGAAAUAACGAGACAACUAUCAACUUUACAACAGUUUCGAUUUCCGCUCGAGUCCGGGUUUUGACGCACGAGCGCCCUCUUCUGUUUGUUGCGUGACGUCAGAAUCAGUCUAAUGAUUAGGAAAUCGGAAUUAUGACACCUCGCACCACAAGCAAGGCCGUCCACCUGUCCCUAGAACUGUGACGUCAUCAAGUUCAACCGGAAAUUAGAAAACAAGUCUCAUCGGAAGAAAGGAAUUGCGAGACGAACAUUGAUAUUGUAAGAAUAAUCGUACGAAGGGUGAUGUGAGUGAAUCAAGCGAGUGACUAAGGAUUUGAUUGUGUAACUGUAAUCAUGCCAAGGAUUGUAAUAAAGUAGAUUUCAAGUUGUUUGAACAAGUGACUAAGGAGAAAAAGUCGUACCGAAGUGAGUAAUGAAGGUAAAAUUAUCUGACGUGUCGAAAUACAAAUAAAAAAAAAAAAAAACGCACAGGAAACAAAACAAAAAAAUGAGGACUUGAUAUUUACCAGUGUUCGACAUAUCGCGUUUUAACCCUAUUUAGGCUAAACAGCCACAGGAUGUUCGUCGAUAAGAACAGAGACGACAGAAUCUGCCAGUGAACCCCUGUCUGAAAGGACGCAGACGCCGCUCUCUCUCUCUCUCUCUCGCGGUGGACGACGACCACAUCAUUUUGAAGUUGGAACGGGGUCACUAUUCACGUCGCCUCUCAUCAUGGCUCCAAUGGAUUCCAAAUUAUGGCUGUCGCUACUGGUUUGCGUUGUGGGCGUCAUAGGCGUGGUCGGAUACAGUGAGACACCCAGACAGUAUCACAUACAGACAGACGAAGGACCCGACAGGUAUUUCAGGUUCCAAACUUACAACGGUCAGUUCCGGAAGGAGAAGAGAUUCGAAGACGGUUCGGUGGUUGGCACCUACGGCUGGGUGGACCCACUAGGUCUCCUGCGGCUGUACGAUUACAUAGCAGACACCCUCGGGUACAGAAUUGUCCGCCAGAGGACGAUGAAGGUGGCCCCGAUAGUCGACCCUCCCCCCCAGCCAUCCCCUCAACAUUUCCAGCGACGGCCGGUAACGAUCUCUCAGAAGGCGACCCAGUCGCAGCCGGUAACCUCCGUUGUGACCCAGCCUCAACCGGUAACCGAACCUCCAGCGGUAACUAGGCCGUUGCAUCCAACGCGCCUGAGACCGGUUUCGCCCCUUCGACCAGUGCCAAAGCUGCCCCAGGUGGCAGUUGUCGAACCUGAGGUGGAGACGAGCCCUUUCCCCGGGCCAUCCGUCGUACCCCAACCUCACACACUGAAACCAAUACUAGUACCAUUGUCGCAGACGGGGUCACUGACGCCAUCCCUCGUCCAAUUGCAGCCUGUCACGCUUAGACCCCAGCUUCUGGUCAGACAGACCAUACCCAAUGUGACACCGAUUCCCUUGGUCCCAAUUUCGAAUAAUAACGUCAUUUUAGGAAAAGACUUCGAAAGUAAUGGCGUUGAGGCCACGACUCAGGGAUCCGGGUCUUUUGGGGACAGGACCGAGGUCGAAAAACCGAGUAAUGCACCGGCGGGAAAGACAGAGAGAGGCGGAGGACGCUUCAGAGGCAAACCGCUCGCUCUGAAAAGGAGGCCUGUGGCAGUUGAUCCUACCGAGGAGCCCUCUUCACCAGUGAACAGAGGCUCUGCCAGAUUCAAAGGUGUGCCUUUAGCGGCUCAAAAGGGGACGCCGAAGUUGCUUCAGCCUGUGCCAUUGAAUCAGAGAGAGUCUUCUCCUGCCCCCGCGUUUGGAACGCUCUCCGACAGCCACAGAAACAGCGGCUUUGAUAGCGCAGUCAGUAGUACGAAUUCAGACAGCAACAACAGGUUUCUAAGGCAACCAGUACAUAGAGGAACAGACCUUCCAGCUCGUUCACACGGGACAGGUAAUCUAACACCUCAGAGGGCCACUAACUCAGAAGAGAACUUUGACCUACCUCCAGACUUACCUUACAGUAUCAACUAUGACCUCGGUAAUCAAUUUCGCCUGGAAAAAAUACUGCCUGACGGGACGAAAGUAGGGAGGCACGGAUAUGUGGACCCUCUAGGCGUACUUAGAGUCACGCAUUAUUCCACUGGCCCCAACGGUCACCGGGAGAAACAAGACAACAAAUGGGUGGGAACCAGGGACCCGGAGGCGCAUAAUUGAUCGAGCGAUCUCUGGGAAUCAGCGGGAAAGAUAUAGUCUACCCUCUCGACAAAAGAGGAAAGAAAAUGAAGCCUUGCUUUUGUUAACAGGAGGGAAAACAAAUGUCAGCAGCAGCUUCAAAUGAAGAGGAGAAGGAUUUACGCCUACAACCGCUUGCAACACUCGAUUCGAAGGAUAUCCCUUACAAAGUGGCGCUUUGUUUCACGAGUUUGUUGAGACCAAUAGACGACGCCUGCCGAUGAUGUUGGAUCAGGAGGCUCUCCCAUUGCUCUUCCCUUCAUUCCAGUAUAGUGAAGAGUCUUCCUGUACACAUGAAGCGAUAUUUUUCGUAUUUUUUUAGCUUAUGUCAAGGUGAAAGUACCGAACUUGAAUUAGACCCGUGAAAUGACAGUUUUUUAUUGUGAAAAAGUGAACCUAUUGGUUAUCGAGGAAGACAGUACAAUAGUAGAAACGUGAGAUGUAUAAUCCAGACUUUUUCGAGUGUCGAUGGGUUGUACUUAAUUAUUACAAAAUGUAAUUCAGUGAAACGAAAUCUGUGAUUGCUGGAUAAAAGCGACCGUGAAUGUUUACCGGUGACAUGAGAUAUGUUUUCACGAUGAAGCGUCUCACAAAUAUAAGCCAUUUGUGAUCGUAUACAUUUAAGGUCCUUGCCUUUGCAAGAGGUAGUUUGCCUUUUAGCCAAGUUCGGUCAUUAUUAACGGAGCUACUUCCGAGUCUUGUCAACGGAAAGUAAGGAAGCCCAGUGAUUUGUGGCACUGGAAGCUUCGAUUUAAGUAAAGGCAUUAUUCUUUCUGUCACGUAUUUGGUUCUGUCAAAUAAGCAUCUUUUGAUAUGUUGAAUCACUGAUGACAAAUGCGUUGUUAACGAGUAUCUAAAGGCAUUAUCCCUUCUGUCGUUCAUUUUGGUUGUGUUAGAUGAACAGAUUCUGAUGUUUGAAUCACGAAUGACACAUCAGUCAUUUCCUUGACGAGGCAAAAGUAACAAAAAAAAGUUUCAUUUCAGCAUCACUGACUACCUUCAACUAAACUGGGUGUUUAAUGCAAGCUGAAUUGCUGUGAAUAUUACUGCAAAAGGUGCUAUUAACUUUAAAACGAAAAUUAUUAGCUUUGGGGGAAUUUUAGUGUAAUUUUGAGUAAUGCUUUCUCCUAAUAUCCACUCGAGGAUUUGAGAGUGGAAGGCUUUUAAAAGCAAGAGAAUAAACGGAUAGAGGUUUUUAAAUAUUGAAAGGUUUGUGAUAAUUAUAUUCAGUCGUUUGUUUUGCUUAAGAUGAAUUUUCAUCUUUGGUUGUCAUAGGUCAAGUUUUUUAUUCAUAAUUUUCCCCGGUGAACGAUUUCGUCAUUUUGUCGUGGCUUUAAAAUCUCUAUUGAUCCAAGAGUUUGUGGCAAACAAACAGUUUCUACUAAUAGUGAUUAAGAUAAACUGGGUAUUCUUCAUUCAUGUGCAUUCGAGGAAAUGACUUCCAAGUGGACAGCAUUUCCUUUCACAUUUCACCUUCUUUUCCAAUAUAAGUAUUUUGUUAGAUACCUCGAAAGCUUAUUUUAACUUUAACUUUUCAUGAAUGGCCUAUGAUUAGAUUUCAGACAUUAUUUCCUACAGUUUAUUCCUUCACCAGUCCUUUUUCUCUGAAAGAACCUUUCAUCAUUAAAGCAACAGAAUUGCCAUUACUUCAGUCGAAUAAUAUUUUUUGCCAUUAUGAGCAGCCAAGACUUCGAGGUAUCUACUUUUCAUUUCCUGUCUCAGAAGUGGAAAGAAAAUAGGAAAGCAAUUUAACGGAUGGCUUCUUUGGUAUAUCUCUCAUUGAAUGGGAUCUCAGCUUUUGGUACUAAAUGGGACAAUGCUUUGUCGAGGUCUGUGUGUAAGUUCUUCACUUCCAGUAGAAUUAAGUUGGUGCUGUUUUAAACCACGGGUUCUCAAGGUGGUUGUCUAGUUAGUAUUGCAAAUGCUUCUUGUGUAUAGUAGCGGUUGAAGUAAUUCUCCAUAUCUGCAUCAGAAUCAUACUUCUUUAUACCUUUUAUUCCCUUUGAUAAUGCAGCUGAACAACUCUGUUCUUUGCAGACGCACGCGUGUUGAAGACUACCCAGUUGCCAGUAAUAUUAAUUCAAAUAUUGCCUUAUGUAACAAAGUAAUUUAAGCGUAGUACGUAAUGAUACGAGAGUCGGUUUGGCUUGAAAUGUUUCAGAACCGAUGGAUUAGAGCAGUUGCAUUUGGGAAAUGCUUUGGCGCGUUUUUAUGGAUUUCAAACGUAACUCAUUAUUUUACUUCACCACACGAACACGUAGUGUUUGAAAGUUACUUUAUGAAAAAUGAAUGGGACCGUUAGAAAAAGCUACUGCUCUCUAAAUGCGAGUUUGGCCAUGUUUUUAUUUAUGUAUACCUACGUACAGUAUAUCACAAAGUAAAGGGCAUUACUAACACACUGACAUUCAGUUCUUACAUGCACUGGGAACGUUUUGGAGAGAGAGCUGUAAUUUUUUUUAAAUGAAGUACUGGAACUUUAUAUGAAAAAAGAUUAUUACAUGAAUUGUAAAGACAGACCAUAUAGCAACUUUUUAUUACGUUAGACGCAUUCCAUUCAAAGGUCAACAUUUGGGUGACAGAAUUCCUGGCCUGUAUGUAGGAAUAUCUUUCAAAUUAGAAGGUUAUUUUCAUUAAUAAUGUAAUCAGGUACAGAAUGAUUUUUCUAAUUGAUCAUUCUGCCCCGAAGGGUGAUCAGCAUGUUUUAUGGGAAUUAUGUAUGUGGAUAAAAUUAUCGUUUGCAAUUGAUCAAUCAUCAGUGCAGAUAAUUUCACCAUGAAUAGCCUAAUUUCUGCCCAGUCGCCAGGCAAUUAAGAAACUAUUUUACCGUCAUCACUAGGACUCUGUUUAAAUUGCUCUGUCAAUAUCAGUUCCUUAUUGUACUGCAGGAGACUGCAAAACACCUGAAGGAAUUCAUUGCUGUGCCAAAAAAAAAAAAAUCUCAAGGUCCUUUUUGCUUUUUUCUGUGCUUAAAAGUACAAAGGAAUCGAAGGACCUUGAAAAAUUUCGGGUCUCUUGAACGUACGGUUCCCGGUGCAGGGUGGAAACGGGACGAAGGAAAUAAACAAAAAGUUUUGGAAUAUUUAACUUUAGAAUAGUGACUGUAACUGUAGAUUAGUUAUUGAAUAUUCUUUUGCAAAACAAAAUUUUGAGCACUCAGUGCAGUUCAUUAUGAUUAGGAAAUGACAAAUGUGCCCAUAUUGGAGAGGACCGGAAGCUAGCUUUAUUCUUAAGAGUAUCUUUUUCUUGUUCCUGAAGUUAGUUGGAUUUUUUUUCAAACAUCGUCACAGAAUCAACUUUAAGUCUAUUCUUAAACACGGAGUGAAAAUUUCCCUGGUAGAUUAACAAUCGUAGAUAAUCUACUUUUCCGUCUGUCUUCUUUGAGAGAAGCCAAGAAAGAGAACUGAGAAUCUCCGUAGGUUUCGAGGCAGAUCAAUACUUUUCUGCCCAAAUUCCAUUUACACAUUUUUACAUUCCAUUUACAUUUUUAAGUCGACGAAGCUAGUCAAGUCUCCUAUGUAAAUGGAUGAAGUUGUGAUUUGCAUAAUUCGGUCUUUUACUGUUCAUUUAGCUCCUAAAACUUCCCCGGAUGUCCAACUAGCGUCAGCGUAAUGGAAACCUCUGAUAAUGAGUUAAUUAUCUCGUUAAUUAUGUAUGUGACGGCUACUUUUUUACCGUUUGGCAAAACAGCAAGCAAGAAUCGAAAUGAAAAUGAUGACUCAUGUGAUUGGUCCUAAUUUAUUUCACCGCAUGUCAAGUUAUAUAACAAAGCACAGUCCCUAAAUUCGUUAUAAUAUCUCACGGGAAAUGGUAGGUAAUGAACUUUUCUAUCUUGUUUAGAAUUCUAAUUCUUGAAUUGAGCAUAAAUGUAAUGUUAUAUUUAAGUCGCUGUAAAAUCAAUACUGAUUUUCCCCAUCCCGUGAUACAGUUGUGAAUAUUCAGCCUUUCCAUUUGACGAACAAUGACGAGCUUGACUUAAACGCAAUUCUUGAAUGUAAAUUUUGUCUGUCUUUAGUCUCCAAAUUUUAAUCACUUGUAUACUGUAGCUAUAAGUCACAGAAAAUGCAGAACAAGGUCAUCCGAGUUUUUGGACAUGUUUCAUAAAAACGAAAAGUGACACACUGACAUGAUCAAAUUAUCUUUAGAGAAGCGCUACUGAAAUGAAAAUAGCCAGAUCAGUCGAAUUGGUGAAUUUGAUAUUUUAGUCAUCAACGAUUUACCUCCUUAACUCUUGCGCAGCUUGCUGUGAUCAUACGAUAAAAACAGAGUCGUAUUUAAUCAUAGAUAUUCCCUUGUUUUGAUGUUCAGGGCUGGUAUACAAUCGACGGGGCAUGGCAGUUACUUUUUGCGGAUUAGACGCAUAUUUCGAAGAGGACGCCUGCUUUCUGUUUGUUCCUCUCGUUUUGACCAAGUACUUUAGGGUUAAGACUUUUUUUUUCACCCAAAAGAUGUUUUUAACAGAUAUUUUUGAAAGAUUAAUGGCUUGGUGAAUCGUUUUGUAAAACGCGAGAUUUGAAUUAAUGCAAUAUCCUUGAAAACAGUUUAUGGUUCUAAAUUGAUAUGUUCACAAAAUUAAUCAUCGAUCAUUGCAAAUAUUUCUCCUAUAGUGAGAUAAAUUGUAAGAUAUGAAUUGUAAAUAAUAAUCAUAAAACUAAAAUGAGUGAAUAACUCAAGACUAUGAUAAUCCCGUAUAAAACUGUACUGGUCUCUCUCUCUCUCUCUCUCUCUGAAAAGUUAAACUAAUAUGGUGCCAUGCCCAUAUCCAACUUCUCUGCCAGCUCUGGGAUACAUAAAUACUUCAGGGUGUAUUAGUGCCAUGUGCCAUCAGUCAAACAAGGAGUCAACGUGAAUUGCCGUUGGCGAUCAAGUGCAAUUAUGUAUGUAUCUGAUUCCAAAUAAAAAUAUUUACCCUA
Molecule: messenger RNA, 8003 nt
Organism: Macrobrachium nipponense
Lineage: Eukaryota; Metazoa; Arthropoda; Malacostraca; Decapoda; Palaemonidae
Product: gametogenetin-like
Exons: 7
Coding region: 1618-3075 (485 amino acids)
Cellular component (GO): chitin-based extracellular matrix
Molecular function (GO): structural constituent of chitin-based larval cuticle
Source: RefSeq, a predicted model, not a curated record